AUGGCGGGAAUUAAAAAGAAAGUGAAAUCUCUGGCUGAACAGGUUUCUGAGCUUGAAGAUCCAACUCCAAAAGAUUUCGAUCCCGAAGAUCAGAGCGAUUACGGACAAACGAGCGACGAGGAUCAAUUAUCAGGAGAUGGAAAUGGAGUUGAAUAUACUGGGCGCGAGCAUUACGAAGCUGUUGGCAAAAGCAAGCUCCGCAAACCGGUCCCGGUUGAGCUUGGGCGCGAAUACGAAGGCUCUCGUGUUGAUAGAAAUGCUUUAAAUGCGGUCGACUAUGAUCAUGACUCCUUUGGCUCCGCAGAUAGCGAGGAAGGGCUUGAGGAAGACGAUAUGUCUGGGCUAGAUGACGGCAGCGGAGAUGAUGAUGAUGACGAUGAUGACGACGAAGAUGGGGAUGAAAACGACGGAACGGAAAACAUGGAUGGCAUAGAUGAAGAUCUCGGAAGUGAAGAUGGAGUUGAGGACAUGGAGAGCGAAGAAUCAGGGGAUGACGAGGAAGACGAGGAGAAGCCUCCCUUGCGGAAAAACAAUCAUUUCGACGAGAGGGAAGAAUUACGUCGACUUAUGGCCUCCGAUCAUAAAGUCGUUGCCGCAUCUAUAUCCCAAGCGGCCAAGGCAGACGCCGCAAAGGGUGCGGCGGUCAAACGACAACGACGUGCCUUUGAUGCACUUUUAAACAGCCGCAUCAGACUACAGAAAGGUCUUACCUCGCUCAAUGACCUGCCCUCUGAGCCUGAGGUGGAUCCAAACAUGCAUGAGCAAUUAAUCACAUCCGCCGAAACUGCUGCAGUCUCGCUAUGGAAUGCUCUGGACGACUUGCGCCAUGCCCUCGCCGACUCCCGUUCCAAAGAUGCCUCCUCCAGAAAACGCAAACGCACACCGAUCACCAUAGAUACCCCCUCCACAGUCAUCUGGAGCCAAAUGAACGAUUUCGAAACCAAGUCCCUCCCUCAUCGCCGUGCCAUCCUUGACAAAUGGUCCAUCAAAGCCCGCGGCAUCCGCGCCGCCCUCCCAUCAAACCAAAACAAGCUUCUGACCACCCAAUCCGACCGCCAGACCAUCACCGCUGUUCUAGACGCCCAUAUCGCCACUGAAACUGCGGCUACCACUGCAAAUAUCGGCCGCCCUGAGGACCCCAAACCUCAUCGAACUAUCUACGACGACACCGCCUUUUACCAAUCCCUUCUUCGCGACCUGGUCGAACAGCGAAUGACCUCGUCCUCCUCCACUGCGGCCAUCGACUCCCAGCUCCCCUCUCGUUUAACAGGCCUAUCCAUUCACCCUACAACCGGCAUGCGCAAGGAUAAAAUCAAGCGCGCCGUCGAUACAAAGGCAUCCAAGGGCCGGAAGAUGAAGUACAAUGUGCAUGAAAAGUUGCAAAAUUUCAUGGCUCCGGAGGAACGAGGAUCGUGGGGGGAUAGAGCGAGGGAGGAAUUCUUCGCGUCAUUGUUAGGGAGAAGCGCAAGGGAGGUUCUCGGUGAAGACGAUGAAGGCAAAGAUGGAGUGACCAGUGACGACGAGGACGUAGAGGAGGGUGGGCUUAGGUUAUUUAGAAGCUAG
Uncinocarpus reesii 1704 is the source of this 1563-nucleotide messenger RNA. RefSeq lists its product as uncharacterized. The record is from RefSeq and is a predicted model, not a curated record. The transcript has 3 exons. Gene Ontology annotation, biological process: maturation of SSU-rRNA from tricistronic rRNA transcript (SSU-rRNA, 5.8S rRNA, LSU-rRNA). NCBI's taxonomy places the organism in Eukaryota, Fungi, Ascomycota, Eurotiomycetes, Onygenales, Onygenaceae. Gene Ontology annotation, cellular component: nucleolus; nucleus. Bases 1 to 1563 code for a protein of 520 amino acids.